AUGGAGGACAACAGCCAGAAUGGAGAUGCCAAGGGACCUAAAUAUAGUGCUCCCAAAGACAAAAACUGCCCCUACUGUGGCCAGGCCUUCACCUCGUCUUCGCUCGGACGUCACCUCGACCUGUACAUUAAAGAAAAGAACCCGAAACCGCCCGAUGGACUUCACGAUGUAGACGAGAUCCGGAAGAUGCGAGGGGGAAUUACACGACGACAGCCUCGAGGCUCUCUCGGUGGCCGUCGAGAAGUGUCCACCCCUAUUGGGACCCCCAAAGCUUCAAGCAGGAAAGAGAGCAUGGCCCACGAUAGGGAUUCAUUCCUGCCCUCCGGUAUUCCAAAAGAUGGCCAGUACGCAGUGGACACUAAGUUGAGCAAGUUCCCAUUUGCCAGUGGACGAUGGGAGGUGACGGGGGUGAUGAACGACAUUGGCGAGAAUGGACACGAUCUUGCCAAACGACCAGGCAUGCAGAGAAGCGUCAGUCGGCAGGCCCAGAAGGCCCAAUUCGAUGUGAAGCAUAAGCUGUCCGAUGCUAUGGAUACUGCAAGAGCUGCUGAGCUGGCUCUUCGAGAGCUCAUCAGCUCUUGGCGGGCGGCGAAACAACAGUUUGACGCCAAAACGAUGCCCUUUGACUUCGACCCCCUAUCGCUCGACUUUCCCGCGCUGACCCUGCAAUGCCUCCAACCACCCCCGACUCUUUUCUCCUCUACACAACAUCCAACGUCGACUUCGUGGUCGGUACAAUGCCCCGGCCAACGGGAAUUCGAAGCCCUCAAAUCAUUCUUUGAAUAUGAGUUUCAAAUAUGGAAGAUAUCAUGUGUCACAGCGAAUACCGAUGCCAUGGAUGAACUGACUUAUCCCACAUCCAAUGGUCCUUACCGAGAUAAACGCGACGUGGUCAAGAAGGUGGAGAAGUCUGCAGACCAUCUCGAGAAGCAAGUGAAUGAGCAUCUUGAGUCAGCUUAUGCGGUGUGGGAGAGUCUUCCACCGCAACGUCAAAAUGAGUUGUGGAUCUUGGAGCUGGCACGGGGUGUAGGCAGAAAACACAAGGAGGCCGAGAAGAUGAAGGAGCAGCAGCAGAAACUGCAGCAGGAGAAUGCCAAUCUCAAAUCUCAAAUCGACCAACUCAACCGACUACAACAGCCUCGCGAGUUCAAACUAUCCCCGCCAGGAACCAUCCCAUUCGACAAGGAGUUCAUCACGCAUGCCUACGAGCAGGGGUUGAAGGGACAAUCAAUCAUUGGGUUCAGUUUGGAGGACCGCGACCUGGACCUCAGCACCUUGGUCGCUCGAUCAAUUGAUCGUUGGAAGAAUGUGGUGGUCUCCAGUCGUGUUGUUAGUGGAAUGAGCUCUCAAAGGUCGCUGGAUCAGACAUCCGUAGAAACAGACACCAACGGGAACUCGCAGCCGUCGCAAUCAAGGUCUCAAUCGCAAACCCCUCAGCAGCAGACGCAACCGCAUCAGCCUCCAAAGCGGCUGUCUCCAGCGAGUACCAAUGGUGCCCUGAGUGAGAACACGGCUGCUUCUACCAACACAACAGCACCGCCUUCCGUAGAGGAGACUAGUGAUCAAGAUGCCGAUGCCGAGAUGGAAGACGAUGACAGCUUUGCCAUAAUGAACGCCUCGCCCAUUAAGCAACAGCAGCCAGUGCCACAGCCCAUACAACAGCAACCAGCACAGCAAGCGACCCUGGAAGUUCCCAGAGCCCGAGGUCCCAUUCCCCAGCAACAACGAACACUGCCCGACCAACGGUUUCUCAUGCAAAAUGGAGCGGGAAGCCCCGUCGGCCGCACGGCGAUGAAUAUGAGCCGGUCCAUGCCCAACAUGAACAUGGCCAUGCAGGCGAAUGGGUUGCAUGCUGACUUAGGCAUGGCAAUGCAAGGCAUGCGGACUGACGGCAUGUAUAUGGAAUAA
Molecule: messenger RNA, 1908 nt
Organism: Clonostachys byssicola
Lineage: Eukaryota; Fungi; Ascomycota; Sordariomycetes; Hypocreales; Bionectriaceae
Source: the annotation of a GenBank genome assembly